Messenger RNA from Anguilla anguilla (European eel), 2136 nucleotides. Its product is annotated as GTPase IMAP family member 4-like. The coding region runs from base 144 to 1274 and encodes 376 amino acids. The record is from RefSeq and is a predicted model, not a curated record. The transcript has 2 exons. NCBI's taxonomy places the organism in Eukaryota, Metazoa, Chordata, Actinopteri, Anguilliformes, Anguillidae. Gene Ontology annotation, molecular function: GTP binding.
GUAAUCUGAUAUGCUGGAAUCCACUUGUUACAUGUUUGGCUAAGAAAGUAGGUCAUUUCCUCAAGGAGCUACUCUCGACUUGCAUUCUAGAACAGAAGGUCUGAUCAGAACUGUCCUUUUCCAGUUCUUCAACUGACAAGACAAUGGCGGGUAUGACGGGAGGGUCAGCUGAACUGAGGAUUGUCCUGUUGGGUAAGACAGGAGCUGGGAAGAGCAGCACAGGCAACACGAUUCUGAGAGAAAAGCUGUUCACAACUUCUUGUUAUGGAAACUCUGAUACAGCUACAUGUAAGGCUGCAACCAAGACUGUUGAUGGAAGGAAAAUUACUGUGAUUGACACACCAGGGUAUUUUUGUACUGAGUGCCCUGAUGAAGAGCUAAAACCUGAAAUAGUCAAAAGCAUCACAGAGUGUUCCCCUGGACCUCACGCUUUUCUUAUAGUGCUAGCUGUGGGGAGGCAAACACCAGAGGAGAAGAAAACAGUGGAAGAAAUUCUGAAAACGUUUGGGGAGGAGGCUCUGGAGUACGCUGUUGUCCUGUUUACCCACGGAGACCAGCUUGAUGACAAUGUGACCAUCCAGCAGUUUGUGGAUAAAAAUAGCUACCUGAAAACACUUGUCCAAAAGUGUGGAAACCGGUUUCACGUCAUCGAUAACAAAUGCUGGAACAAUCCAACUGAAGGCCCCGAUGAUGAAAGAAGCAACGCUGCUCAAAUCAAAAAGCUUAUGAACACAAUUGAUCAGAUGGUGGAACGGAACGGAGGCAAGCACUACACCAAUGCGAUGCUCCAGGCUGUGGCACAGGCCAUUGAAGAGGAAAUGGCAAAGGGAAAAAAAAGAGAAGAGGCAAAACGGAGUGUAAUAAAAAGGUUUUUAAUCCAGGCAGCAGGUGUGUCAACAGGGGUUCUGGUGGGUGCAUUACUCGGUGCUUUAGCAUGUGUUGGUUUGGCUGCGGUAUUACUUGUAAAUCUUACAGUAAAAGUGUGUAUGGCAGGUGGUGGUGCUACAGCUGCAGCGGUGGCCGGAGCAGAGUGUUUAGCUGCAGUAUCAGCAGCCACAGGGAUAGGAUUGGGAGCAACAGUUGGAGUAAUAGUUGGAGCAGGGGCCUGUGUGGGUGCGAUUGCAGGGGGGAUAGCAGGGGCAAGAGCAGCAAAUGAAGCAGAGUCUCUCAUAGAUGCUGCAGAGAGAGCCUUCCUUGCUGUAAAAGAACCAGUAGUGAAUUAUGUUAAGAACAAAACUGAAGAUACAAUGCCAAAGGGUUGCAAAAAAUGGUGAGCUAUUCUCGUUUGAGUACAGAAGACAACAUUUGAGAUAUGUAGAUCAAUACUGUUUACAAGAGAUAACGGCCGAGAUUCAUUCAACAAGAAGCAAGAAAUACCCCACCCCCCUUAUCCUGCCACUUUUUGACAAGAGGGGAAAGGGGGGAGGGAGGGAGAGAGGGGGACAGAGAGAGAGACAGAACAGAAGACGACAUUGGAGAUCUGUAGAUCAGUCCACCCACACCCACCCCGAAUAUAUCCUUUCACCUCUGAGCCACUUCCUUUAUUCAGUUUCCUGUUUUCGUUAAACCCAUGUGAUUUACCAUAAUGAAACCUUCACCACCUGAGCAAAGCAAUCUGAUUGGCUCGUCAGCUUCCCGCACUGCAGUGUAACCCUGAAGCCCUCAAAUUUUGAGAGAAAGCUCUCACUACCAUUAACAUUGUUGCUCUUCUUUCUAGAAUUGAAAGCUAUGUACUAAGGGUGUGCAGAGACAACACUGUGUAUAUGUUCAACCAAUAAAAUUAUCUGUAUCUGUAAUCCAGCACUGGAUCCCCUGAUAUAGUCCACUUGUGUUUAUUCAUUAUUGAAAUUCCCACUGUCGGUGAACUGCUUCUUGUAAUAAUUCACAAGUAGCCUAAUCAAAAUGUCAUUUGAUGUCAUGUUUCUGUGGAGAGGUGCACGCCCUAGGCUACACCUCUUUUCUUGAUACAAAACAUAUGAUGAUAUACAGUAAUGAAAAUACUCUCACUAUGUUGAUCAUUGGUUCAGUGGAGGCUUCUGUGCACAUAUAAUGAACCAUUCAUUUAAUGCAUCUGUUAACAUGUUGGGAAAUUAAAACAUUUGUCUGCACAAUAAAUUACUUUUGGUUUAUUGUCUC